UGUAGCUCAGCAAGAAAACUGAUGGAGUCCGCCAGGGCCCAUCAAAUACUGAACUGGCCGAUCCCAUAGGGUUAGGGGUAGCCCUUACCCCUCAGUAUGGCCAACACCGCCGGAGAGCCCGAAGAGGUGAGCGGCGCACUGUCCCUGCCAUCAGCAUCGGCUUAUGUGAAGCUGGUGCUGCUGGGACUGAUCAUGUGUGUAAGCCUGGCAGGCAAUGCCAUCUUGUCCCUGCUGGUGCUCAAGGAGCGUGCCCUGCACAAGGCUCCUUACUACUUUCUGCUGGACCUGUGCCUAGCCGAUGGCAUACGCUCUGCCAUCUGCUUCCCCUUUGUACUGGCUUCUGUGCGCCAUGGCUCCUCAUGGACCUUCAGUGCACUCAGCUGUAAGAUUGUGGCCUUUAUGGCUGUGCUCUUUUGCUUCCAUGCGGCCUUCAUGCUGUUCUGCAUCAGCGUCACCCGCUACAUGGCCAUCGCCCACCACCGCUUCUAUGCCAAGCGCAUGACACUCUGGACAUGCGCAGCUGUCAUCUGCAUGGCCUGGACCUUGUCUGUGGCCAUGGCUUUCCCACCUGUCUUUGAUGUGGGCACCUACAAGUUUAUCCGAGAGGAGGACCAGUGCAUCUUUGAGCAUCGCUACUUCAAAGCAAAUGACACUCUGGGCUUUAUGCUUAUGUUGGCUGUGCUCAUGGCAGCCACACAUGCUGUCUAUGGCAAGCUGCUACUCUUCGAGUAUCGUCACCGCAAGAUGAAGCCAGUGCAGAUGGUGCCCGCCAUCAGCCAAAACUGGACAUUCCAUGGCCCUGGGGCUACCGGCCAGGCUGCUGCCAACUGGAUCGCUGGCUUUGGCCGUGGGCCCAUGCCACCAACUCUGCUGGGUAUCCGGCAGAAUGGGCAUGCAGCUAGCCGGCGGCUACUGGGCAUGGACGAGGUCAAGGGUGAAAAGCAGCUGGGCCGAAUGUUCUACGCGAUUACACUGCUCUUCCUGCUCCUCUGGUCACCAUACAUUGUGGCCUGCUACUGGCGAGUGUUUGUGAAAGCCUGCGCUGUGCCCCACCGCUACCUGGCCACUGCUGUUUGGAUGAGCUUCGCCCAGGCUGCUGUCAACCCAAUCGUCUGCUUCCUGCUUAACAAGGACCUCAAGAAGUGCCUGAGGACUCAUGCCCCUUGCUGGGGCACAGGAGGUGCCCCAGCUCCCAGAGAACCCUACUGUGUCAUGUGAAGCAAGCCAGUAUGAUUGAAUGAGAUAGUGUGUGUCUGUGUGACUUUGUGUGGGUAAGAACCCUGAGGAAAACUUGCCUAGUGCACAGAUGUGAGCAAAUACAUAUAUGUGAAGAAAUAAAGUACACAACACACACACACACACACACACACACACACACACACACACACACACACACACACUGGAGAGGAGACAAAACUUAGUAUGUGCCUGCAGCAGGAAAUAGAGUGCUUAGGAGAUGGAACCUGAAAUUUUUUAUGUAUGUAUGUGUCAAGAGAGUCAACUCCCAUCUCAUAAGGUUGUCUUCCCUUGGCCCAGCUUCUGAGCACCAGGUAAGGAGAGAAUACUUUAGAACCCCAUCUCUUCCCAGUGUCUGGAGAUUCAGUCCUCACCCAAAAUUCAAACAAGGUAUUUCUUAAAUUGGACCAUCAUGGAAAUAGGAACUGGGAAUGGAGGAGGGGUCAAUCAUGAAGGUAAUAGGGUUAAGAAAUGGCCCCCUGCAAUGUAAAGGCUUUUAGAGGAACUGCUCAGCCUAAACUGGAAGUUCUUCUUAAGGUUCCACUGUAUACAGCUGGGACUUUGUUCAGCUUUGACUAAAUUCAGAAGGAAAGAUGGCAUGAAAAAAAAAAAAAAAAAGCCCGAGUCUAGGGGUCUACCCAACUGGCCUAUUCCCUAGGCCCUCAAUUAAUUUACUAUUUAUUUAUUUAUUCCUUCAGGUGCACAGAAUUGAGCUGACCCUAUUCCUCAGUUCUUAGCAUACUAUAUCAUCAUUGGUCCAUGCAAGGUCCUGUUAUUAUUUUGCUUUGUCCCCUUCAUCACCCAUCCCUGAUCCCAUCCUUCCCAAUCCCACAUAGGCACCACUCUUAUGUACUUAAUGUGUGUCCUUCCAAACCACCGUUCAUGUGUUUAUUUACUUAUGUGUAUCUGUGGAAAAUAUAUGAUAUUGAUGUGUUUUAAUUUACAUAAACAGUAUUGUACU
Messenger RNA from Rattus rattus (black rat), 2197 nucleotides. RefSeq names its product G protein-coupled receptor 173 (gene Gpr173). Gene Ontology annotation, biological process: G protein-coupled receptor signaling pathway. Gene Ontology annotation, cellular component: plasma membrane. NCBI's taxonomy places the organism in Eukaryota, Metazoa, Chordata, Mammalia, Rodentia, Muridae. The record is from RefSeq and is a predicted model, not a curated record. The transcript is spliced from 2 exons. Gene Ontology annotation, molecular function: G protein-coupled receptor activity. Bases 97 to 1218 code for a protein of 373 amino acids.